Octodon degus (degu) is the source of this 10299-nucleotide messenger RNA. It is a transcript of the gene Tln2, whose product is annotated as talin 2. The transcript has 60 exons. Gene Ontology annotation, molecular function: structural constituent of cytoskeleton; actin filament binding; integrin binding. The record is from RefSeq and is a predicted model, not a curated record. The coding region runs from base 453 to 8081 and encodes 2542 amino acids. NCBI's taxonomy places the organism in Eukaryota, Metazoa, Chordata, Mammalia, Rodentia, Octodontidae. Gene Ontology annotation, cellular component: focal adhesion; cytoskeleton; plasma membrane. Gene Ontology annotation, biological process: cell-cell adhesion.
GCCAGCGGCGGCGGCGGCUGAGGAGCUGAGCGGCGGCCGGGCGCGCGGGGGGACGCGGGCUGCACCCCGGCAGACGCUCUGCAAUGAGACAGUAAAUGCAUCCCCCGAUUUGUACUUGCUGAGAGGGAGCCGUGGCCCCAGGAGGUUAACUCUGCUGCCAAGUGACAGCGUGUGGGUGCCCGAGCUUGUCCUCCGCGUGCCUCCAAAUGCCCUUUGGAUUCCGUAGGUGAUGGAUGCACUGGGACACUCGAGCGCACCACGAUAGGGUAACAUCUGGACUGGACUCCCGGCCCCUUGACGCUUGGCUGCCCACACGUUCCAGAUCAACUUGUUGAAAACCGAGUUGCUGCCGGAGACUUGUCAGGCACUGCAGGAUCUCCUCAGGGAAGUCAGCUCUACAGAAACUGAACAUUUAGGCAUUUCCAGUGAGACCCUUCAAAGCAUCUGGGAAAAUGGUGGCCCUGUCCUUGAAGAUCUGCGUCCGCCACUGCAACGUGGUGAAGACCAUGCAGUUUGAACCGUCCACAGCCGUGUACGACGCCUGUCGGGUCAUUCGGGAACGGGUCCCCGAGGCCCAGACGGGGCAAGCUUCCGACUAUGGGCUGUUUCUUUCGGAUGAAGAUCCCAGGAAAGGGAUCUGGCUGGAAGCAGGCAGAACACUGGAUUACUACAUGCUGCGAAAUGGGGACAUUUUGGAAUACAAAAAGAAACAGAGGCCUCAGAAGAUCCGGAUGCUGGAUGGCUCUGUGAAGACGGUGAUGGUGGACGACUCCAAGACCGUGGGAGAGCUCCUCGUGACCAUCUGCAGCAGGAUAGGAAUAACGAAUUAUGAAGAAUACUCUUUAAUCCAAGAAACUAUCGAAGAAAAGAAGGAGGAAGGAACGGGCACACUCAAGAAAGACAGGACGUUGUUGCGAGAUGAGAGGAAGAUGGAGAAGCUGAAGGCCAAGCUCCACACGGACGAUGACCUAAAUUGGCUGGAUCACAGCCGAACGUUCCGAGAACAAGGAGUAGAUGAAAGCGAGACGUUACUGCUCAGGCGGAAGUUCUUCUACUCCGAUCAGAACGUGGACUCCAGAGACCCUGUGCAGCUGAACCUGCUUUAUGUCCAGGCCCGGGAUGACAUCUUGAAUGGUUCCCACCCGGUGUCCUUUGAGAAAGCCUGCGAGUUUGGCGGGUUUCAAGCCCAGAUACAGUUUGGACCUCAUGUGGAGCAUAAGCACAAGCCCGGAUUCUUAGAUCUAAAGGAAUUCCUGCCCAAAGAAUACAUCAAGCAGAGAGGAGCUGAGAAGAGAAUAUUUCAGGAGCACAAGAACUGUGGAGAGAUGAGCGAAAUAGAAGCCAAGGUCCAGUACGUGAAGCUGGCCCGGUCCCUGCGGACGUACGGCGUGUCCUUUUUCCUAGUCAAGGAAAAGAUGAAAGGCAAGAACAAGCUGGUUCCCCGCCUGCUGGGGGUCACCAAGGACUCAGUGAUGCGUGUGGAUGAGAAGACCAAGGAGGUGCUGCAGGAGUGGCCACUCACCACGGUCAAGCGCUGGGCGGCCUCACCCAAGAGCUUCACACUGGAUUUUGGGGAGUAUCAGGAAAGCUACUACUCAGUCCAGACCACCGAGGGAGAGCAGAUAUCCCAGCUGAUCGCAGGAUACAUCGACAUCAUCCUCAAAAAGAAACAAAGCAAAGAUAGAUUUGGACUAGAAGGUGAUGAGGAGUCAACUAUGUUAGAAGAAUCAGUCUCCCCAAAAAAGUCCACCAUCUUGCAGCAGCAGUUCAACCGGACAGGCAAGGCGGAGCACGGCUCCGUGGCGCUCCCGGCUGUGAUGCGCUCAGGCUCCAGCGGGCCGGAGACCUUCAACGUGGGCAGCAUGCCCUCACCGCAGCAACAGGUUAUGGUUGCGCAGAUGCAUCGAGGCCACAUGCCCCCGCUGACCUCUGCCCAGCAGGCUCUGAUGGGGACCAUCAACACCAGCAUGCACGCUGUUCAGCAGGCCCAGGACGACCUCAGCGAGCUCGACUCGCUGCCACCGCUCGGCCAAGAUAUGGCGUCGAGGGUGUGGGUUCAGAACAAAGUGGAUGAAUCCAAACACGAAAUCCAUUCUCAAGUUGAUGCUAUUACAGCUGGAACAGCUUCAGUCGUUAACCUCACGGCUGGUGACCCCGCAGACACUGACUACACGGCCGUGGGCUGCGCCAUCACCACUAUUUCUUCCAACCUGACGGAGAUGUCCAAGGGUGUAAAGCUCUUGGCGGCCCUCAUGGAUGAUGAGGUGGGCAGCGGGGAGGACUUGCUCAGAGCUGCGAGGACCCUUGCUGGGGCCGUGUCUGACUUGCUGAAAGCUGUGCAGCCCACUUCUGCAGAGCCUCGACAGACGGUUCUGACUGCUGCCGGGAGCAUCGGACAAGCCAGCGGGGAUCUCCUGAGGCAGAUCGGCGAGAUCGAGACUGAUGACCGAUUCCAAGAUGUUUUAAUGAGUUUGGCCAAAGCGGUUGCCAAUGCUGCUGCCAUGCUGGUGCUAAAGGCCAAGAAUGUUGCCCAAGUGGCCGAAGACACCGUCCUGCAGAACAGGGUGAUCGCUGCCGCCACCCAAUGUGCCCUUUCCACCUCCCAGCUUGUGGCUUGCGCCAAGGUCGUGAGCCCCACCAUCAGCUCCCCGGUGUGCCAGGAGCAGCUCAUCGAAGCGGGCAAGCUCGUGGACCGCUCGGUGGAGAACUGCGUCCGCGCCUGCCAGGCGGCCACCGCCGACGCCGAGCUGCUGAAGCAGGUCAGCGCGGCAGCCAGUGUGGUCAGCCAGGCUCUGCACGACCUCCUGCAGCACGUGCGGCAGUUCGCUAGCCGAGGCGAGCCCAUUGGCCGCUACGACCAGGCCACCGACACCAUCAUGUGCGUCACCGAGAGCAUCUUCAGCUCCAUGGGCGAUGCUGGCGAGAUGGUGCGCCAGGCCCGAGUCCUGGCCCAGGCCACUUCUGACCUCGUCAAUGCCAUGAGAUCAGACGCAGAGGCUGAAAUCGACAUGGAGAACUCUAAGAAGCUGCUGGCGGCAGCCAAGCUCCUGGCCGACUCCACUGCCCGCAUGGUGGAGGCAGCGAAGGGGGCUGCAGCCAACCCAGACAACGAAGAUCAGCAGCACAGGCUGAGAGAAGCCGCAGAAGGUCUCCGGGUAGCAACCAACGCUGCAGCCCAGAAUGCUAUUAAGAAGAAAAUCGUCAACCGGCUGGAGGUUGCAGCCAAGCAGGCAGCGGCGGCAGCUACACAGACCAUCGCUGCCUCUCAGAACGCAGCCAUUUCCAACAAGAACCCUGCGGCCCAGCAACAGCUGGUGCAGAGCUGUAAGGCGGUGGCGGAUCACAUUCCUCAGCUAGUCCAGGGGGUGCGAGGAAGCCAAGCGCAGGCCGAGGACCUCAGCGCGCAGCUGGCUCUCAUCAUCUCCAGCCAGAACUUUCUCCAGCCGGGAAGCAAGAUGGUGUCCUCAGCCAAGGCCGCGGUACCCACUGUGAGUGACCAAGCCGCAGCCAUGCAGCUGAGCCAGUGCGCCAAGAACCUAGCGACCAGCCUGGCUGAGCUGCGCACGGCCUCACAGAAGGCCCACGAAGCCUGUGGUCCUAUGGAGAUCGACUCAGCUCUGAACACCGUGCAGACGCUGAAGAGUGAGCUGCAGGAUGCCAAGAUGGCAGCCGUGGAAAGUCAGCUGAAACCACUUCCGGGGGAAACGCUGGAGAAAUGCGCCCAAGACCUGGGAAGCACCUCGAAAGCAGUGGGCUCCUCCAUGGCGCAGCUCCUCACCUGCGCCGCCCAAGGCAACGAGCACUACACAGGAGUUGCUGCUAGGGAGACAGCUCAAGCCCUGAAGACUCUGGCCCAGGCUGCCCGGGGGGUAGCCGCAUCCACAGGCGACCCCACGGCUGCCCACGCCAUGCUGGACUCUGCCCGGGACGUGAUGGAGGGCUCUGCCUUGCUCAUCCAGGAAGCCAAGCAGGCCCUGAUUGCCCCGGGGGAUGCAGAGAGUCAACAGAGGCUGGCCCAGGUGGCCAAAGCCGUCUCACACUCCUUGAAUAACUGUGUGAAUUGCCUCCCUGGGCAGAAGGACGUGGAUGUGGCCUUGAAGAGCAUCGGGGAGUCCAGCAAGAAGCUGCUGGUGGACUCGCUACCUCCGAGCACGAAGCCCUUCCAGGAAGCCCAGAGCGAGCUGAACCAGGCAGCGGCCGAUCUGAACCAGUCUGCUGGGGAAGUUGUCCACGCCACCCGGGGCCAGAGCGGAGAGCUGGCUGCAGCCUCGGGAAAAUUCAGUGAUGAUUUUGAUGAGUUCCUUGACGCUGGCAUCGAGAUGGCUGGCCAGGCGCAGACGAAGGAAGACCAGAUCCAGGUGAUAGGCAAUCUCAAGAACAUCUCCAUGGCAUCCAGCAAGCUGCUGUUAGCUGCCAAGUCUCUCUCCGUAGAUCCAGGAGCGCCUAAUGCAAAAAACCUUCUGGCUGCAGCGGCGAGGGCAGUGACCGAGAGCAUCAACCAGCUGAUCACGCUGUGCACCCAGCAGGCCCCAGGCCAGAAGGAGUGUGACAACGCCCUGCGGGAACUCGAGACUGUCAAGGGGAUGUUGGACAACCCUAAUGAGCCUGUUAGUGACCUGUCUUACUUUGACUGCAUCGAGAGCGUGAUGGAAAACUCCAAGGUUCUAGGCGAGUCGAUGGCAGGCAUUUCACAGAAUGCCAAGACCGGCGACCUCCCUGGCUUUGGGGAGUGUGUGGGGAUUGCGUCCAAGGCUCUGUGUGGACUCACAGAGGCCGCAGCCCAGGCAGCAUACCUGGUUGGCAUCUCUGAUCCUAACAGCCAGGCAGGCCACCAGGGCCUGGUCGACCCCAUCCAGUUUGCCAGGGCAAACCAGGCAAUCCAGAUGGCAUGCCAGAACCUGGUGGAUCCCGGCAGCAGUCCAUCGCAGGUCCUGUCAGCCGCCACGAUCGUGGCCAAACACACCUCGGCCCUGUGCAAUGCCUGCCGCAUAGCCUCGUCCAAGACGGCCAACCCCGUGGCCAAGAGGCACUUUGUCCAGUCAGCCAAGGAGGUCGCCAACAGCACCGCCAACCUGGUGAAGACCAUCAAGGCCCUGGAUGGGGAUUUUUCUGAAGAAAACCGCAAUAAAUGUCGCAUUGCCACUGCACCCUUGAUUGAAGCCGUGGAGAAUCUGACAGCGUUCGCAUCAAACCCGGAAUUCGUCAGCAUUCCUGCCCAGAUCAGCUCGGAGGGCUCCCAGGCCCAGGAGCCGAUCCUGGUCUCUGCGAAGACCAUGCUGGAGAGCUCCUCAGACCUCAUCCGCACCGCGCGCGCUCUGGCCAUCAACCCCAAGGACCCGCCCACCUGGUCUGUGCUGGCCGGACACUCGCACACUGUGUCUGACUCCAUUAAGAGCCUCAUCACAUCCAUCAGGGACAAGGCCCCUGGGCAGAGAGAAUGUGACCACUCUAUUGAUGGCAUCAACCGGUGCAUCCGGGACAUUGAGCAGGCCUCGUUGGCAGCUGUCAGCCAGAGCUUGGCCACAAGGGACGACAUCUCUGUGGAGGCCCUGCAGGAACAGCUGACUUCAGUGGUCCAGGAGAUCGGGCAUCUUAUCGAUCCUAUCACCACGGCAGCUCGGGGAGAAGCAGCUCAGCUGGGACAUAAGGUGACACAACUGGCGAGCUACUUCGAGCCCUUGAUCUUAGCAGCAGUAGGGGUUGCCUCCAAGAUUCUGGACCAUCAGCAGCAGAUGACAGUCCUGGACCAGACGAAGACUCUCGCGGAGUCUGCCCUGCAGAUGCUGUAUGCAGCCAAAGAAGGUGGCGGAAACCCCAAGGCGCAGCACACUCACGACGCCAUCACAGAGGCUGCGCAGCUGAUGAAGGAGGCCGUGGACGACAUCAUGGUGACACUGAACGAAGCCGCGAGUGAAGUGGGGCUGGUGGGGGGCAUGGUGGACGCCAUCGCCGAGGCCAUGAGCAAGCUGGAUGAAGGCACCCCUCCAGAACCAAAGGGAACGUUUGUUGACUACCAGACAACUGUGGUUAAAUACUCCAAGGCUAUUGCUGUGACGGCUCAGGAAAUGAUGACUAAGUCGGUUACUAACCCGGAGGAUCUGGGAGGACUGGCUUCACAAAUGACCAGUGACUAUGGGCAGCUGGCUGUCCAGGGCCAGAUGGCAGCAGCCACAGCUGAACCAGAGGAGAUCGGCUUCCAGAUCCGCACGCGUGUGCAAGACCUGGGCCACGGCUGCAUCUUCCUGGUACAGAAGGCGGGCGCCCUGCAGGUGUGCCCCACAGACAGCUACACCAAGAGAGAGCUGAUCGAGUGUGCCCGCGCUGUCACGGAGAAGGUGUCCUUGGUGCUCUCAGCACUCCAAGCUGGAAACAAGGGAACCCAGGCAUGCAUCACAGCCGCCACCGCUGUGUCGGGGAUCAUCGCCGACCUGGACACCACCAUCAUGUUUGCGACAGCAGGGACGCUGAAUGCGGAGAACAGCGAGACCUUUGCGGACCACAGGGAGAAUAUCCUGAAGACGGCCAAGGCCCUGGUGGAAGACACAAAGCUGCUCGUGUCCGGGGCCGCGUCCACUCCAGACAAGCUGGCACAGGCGGCUCAGUCCUCGGCAGCCACCAUCACCCAGCUCGCCGAGGUGGUCAAGCUGGGGGCAGCCAGUCUAGGCUCUGAUGACCCUGAGACCCAGGUGGUGUUGAUUAACGCCAUCAAAGACGUGGCCAAGGCCCUCUCCGAUCUCAUUGGUGCUACCAAAGGAGCCGCCAGCAAGCCAGCCGAUGACCCUUCCAUGUACCAGCUCAAGGGGGCUGCCAAGGUGAUGGUGACAAAUGUCACCUCUCUUCUCAAGACCGUGAAGGCAGUGGAGGAUGAGGCCACCCGGGGCACAAGGGCCCUUGAGGCCACCAUUGAGUACAUAAAGCAGGAGCUGACGGUGUUCCAGUCAAAAGAGGUACCCGAAAAGACAGCAUCACCUGAAGAGUCGAUAAGGAUGACAAAAGGCAUCACCAUGGCAACAGCCAAAGCCGUGGCAGCCGGGAACUCGUGCAGACAGGAGGACGUGAUCGCUACUGCCAAUCUGAGCCGGAAGGCCGUAUCGGAUAUGUUGACAGCUUGCAAGCAAGCAUCCUUCCACCCUGACGUCAGUGACGAGGUGCGAACACGGGCCUUGCGGUACGGGACGGAGUGUACCCUGGGCUACCUGGACCUUCUGGAGCACGUGCUGGUGAUCCUUCAGAAACCGACCCCAGAGCUCAAGCAUCAGCUGGCUGCCUUCUCCAAGCGCGUUGCUGGCGCCGUCACCGAGCUCAUCCAAGCUGCAGAAGCGAUGAAAGGAACAGAGUGGGUGGACCCCGAAGACCCAACCGUCAUCGCAGAAACCGAGUUACUGGGGGCUGCAGCGUCCAUUGAGGCUGCUGCCAAGAAGUUGGAGCAGCUGAAGCCAAGAGCGAAACCCAAACAAGCAGAUGAGACCCUGGAUUUUGAAGAACAGAUCUUGGAAGCUGCUAAAUCCAUUGCUGCUGCCACAAGUGCCCUGGUCAAAUCUGCCUCCGCAGCCCAGAGGGAGCUGGUGGCCCAAGGAAAGGUGGGCUCCAUCCCUGCCAACGCUGCGGAUGACGGACAGUGGUCGCAGGGGCUGAUUUCUGCCGCCCGGAUGGUGGCGGCUGCAACCAGCAGUCUCUGCGAGGCUGCCAAUGCCUGUGUGCAGGGCCACGCCAGCGAGGAGAAGCUCAUCUCUUCUGCCAAGCAGGUCGCCGCUUCCACGGCUCAGCUGCUGGUGGCCUGCAAGGUGAAGGCCGACCAGGACUCAGAGGCCAUGAGGCGGCUACAGGCAGCAGGAAAUGCUGUGAAAAGAGCCUCAGACAAUCUUGUUCGUGCAGCCCAGAAGGCGGCAUUUGGCAAAACUGAUGAUGAUGAUGUUGUGGUGAAAACGAAGUUCGUGGGGGGCAUUGCUCAGAUCAUCGCCGCCCAGGAGGAAAUGCUAAAGAAAGAGCGAGAACUGGAAGAAGCGAGGAAGAAGCUGGCCCAGAUCCGCCAGCAGCAGUACAAGUUCCUGCCCACGGAGCUGCGGGAGGACGAGGGCUAGGGCCAGGCCGGGGUGGCGGCCCGGAGGUGGCUGUCUGGGCCGGACCGUGUUCCUGCACGGGCACAUCCCUGCGAGCUGCCUGCUACCCCGGGGCCACCCAGAGCCCGCUCGCCCCUCUGUCCCGUCGUCGGCACCGCUGCAUGAUUGUGCUGCCGCACGGUACAGUGUCCCCCCACAGCUCCGCCGCCACCCCGGUGCCUCACCGAUCUCAGGAGAGGGGCGCGCAUCUCGUGGACUGCUACCAAAAGAGAAGUCAGUAUUCCGUGGUUCGCGGGCGCUCUGCACUGGUCCUUCAGCAGCCGGCUCCAGGCACCUUUGGGAGACCUGCUCCGCAGAAAACGUGGCAGGGGGGAUCACGGCCGUCCCAGAUACUCGUGUUCUUCUCCCUCUCAUGAGAAGCAGAAGUUGGAGUUGGACGCAUAAAGAAAAGCCAGAAACGUGACCCCAGGUGGACUCGGGGGACGCAGGUCCCCAUGUGGGUCUCCAGCACUGGCUCUGCUAUGGGGCGAAGAAUCCCCACUCCCAUCUGCACGCUUUCUUGCCUCUGUGUGUAAGCUCCUUGUACAAUCUCAACCCAUCUUGUAUUCCGUGGCCCAGAAUAUCAAACGGUUAUUUUUCCCCCUCCAUAAUCCAAAGGGCAGAGUGGUGGGAGGCCGUCAGGGUGUGGCGCAUAGGGGCUGGAAUAAAACUCGUGGGCUCCUUACUCGCAGAGGCUGUUUCGGUUCCUCCGGAUUCCCGGGCGCAGACCCCUGUCCCUGUGUCCCGGGCGGCAGCAGCUGGGGCUCCACUGGGAGGAGACAACCUCACCUUCCAGGUCCACGUGGGGUUCCCUGCCCCAGGGUGGGUCAGAACUCAAGAUGGGAAGGCACCCCCUCCCAGAGGCCUCUUCUUCCGGCCAGUAGUAGUCCUCAGAUCCAGGUGCAUCCUGGAAUCCACGUGACCCUUUGGCAGGUCUUUCUGUCUGUAUCACACCAGUGACACAGCAUGUCUUCAGCAUCCUCGACCAGUGACCACAGGUCCAGAAUUCCUCUAUUUUUUUUUCCUCCUUUUUCCCUUUCAGAGACUCCUCUGGGAAGGGCAUUUUAUCUGGAAUUUAUCUUUAAUCUGAGCCUCUUCCCAGAGACAGUAUGUAGAGACUGAACGGCCCUUGGGAAGAGCUAGUGCAGGGCAUCUGUGAAGAGCGACAGGGAAGGGAGACAGGGCUUAGGGAGGCGCGUGCUUUUGGAGGACCCGGGCUGUCGACACAGGCAUUCUCCGCCUCUGUUGGGGUGUGGUACCAACACUCACGUUGGUAUGAGUUUUCACCUAAACCCUGGGGGUGGGGAGAGCGGAUGCCCCGGCCUUCCAGAGAUGUCGGCUUUCAGCCUUGCCUCAUGGUCCUGCUUUAAUGGCCCCUGCUCUAUACCGUGGUUUUAAGAUGCAAUUAAACUUUCACAGCUUCCCAUAUCUGAAAGAUACGUUUAAGUGCUGAACCUGUUAGAUUCGUGUAGCAAAGUAAGAGGAAAUAGCAUGUAGAUGGAAAGCGAGGGGGGAGACCGUGUGGGGCGGGGUACACACCCUCUGACCAAGGAGGGAGCUGGGGAGCCCUGGCAGACGCAGGAGGGGCAGCAGGCCACUUUCAGUGGAGUCACACACUCAGGACUGGGCUCGCCUAGGACUCUGGGAGCCCCGCAGCGCCUGCGCAGCCUCUUCUCUAGGCUCCAUGCAGGACAGCUGACCCCCUUCUCUGCCACCUGCCCCUGUCCCCUAUUGGCACUUCAGGAGAAGACGGGUAGCAGUAUGUUCUCUGUCUCUGCCUCAGAGUUGUUUAAAACUUCAGCUGCAUUUAAUACCAGGAAAGCCUCCCAAAAUAAACAAGAUUGCAGGGCCCUGUUCUUUAUAGCUUUAAGGGAAGGGCGCGGAGCACACAUCUGCAGGACCCAUGUCAGCGGCCUCCCGUCGGGGCGGGCCACUACUCGGCGCUUUCAGGAGGACGGUGCCUCGCCACCGCAUGCGUGGCCCCGCUUCUGCACUGAGCCUUUCCCAUCCCACCCUGCACAGGUGGGCGUGUGUGCAGGUCUGAGUGGCAUUUUGUAGCAGAUAGUUUCAGAGCAUCUAACAAGAAGGUGUUUUCUGGAGAGCAGUGACCACCCAGACCUGGAAACUGUCCCCAGGCAUGUGGAGCAAGCCUGUGGCCCUGCACCCCUCCUCACUCCUCUGUCCCAUGAGUGGAGCUAAU